This is a messenger RNA of Eremomyces bilateralis CBS 781.70, 1844 nucleotides long. RefSeq names its product MFS general substrate transporter. The record is from RefSeq and is a predicted model, not a curated record. NCBI's taxonomy places the organism in Eukaryota, Fungi, Ascomycota, Dothideomycetes, Eremomycetales, Eremomycetaceae. Gene Ontology annotation, biological process: transmembrane transport. Gene Ontology annotation, molecular function: transmembrane transporter activity. Bases 1 to 1635 code for a protein of 544 amino acids. The transcript has 3 exons.
AUGUCGAAGCUACCGUCUCUUCAAAUCAAGAUACAGAAUGAGUCCACGAGAUUACAUAUUAUAUUCCUCGCCCUUUCCCUAGCCCUCUUCCUCGCUGCGCUCGACACAGUCCUCAUCACGACAGCACUGCCGACCAUUUCUCGAGAGUUCCAGGUCCCCGAUGCUGGCUUUGCCUGGGUGGGAAGUGUUUACCUCCUCGCCAAUGCUGCAACCGUGCCGUUUUGGGGUAAGGUGAGUGACAUAUUCGGUCGCAAGCCGAUUCUUCUCGUCGCGAACGCUGUUUUCCUGCUGGGAAGUAUUAUCAGUGGCGCCAGCAACGGGAUCGGUAUGCUUAUAGCCGGGAGGGCCAUACAAGGCAUGGGUGGCGGUGGCGUGGUAGUACUGGUAAAUGUGUGUGUGAGCGAUCUCUGGAGCGUACGGGAUCGCGGACUAUACCUGGGAAUUGUCGGCGCGAUUUGGGCGGUAGCCUCCGCUCUCGGGCCUGUUUUUGGGGGGAUCUUUGCAGAACGUGUCAACUGGCGUUGGUGUUUCUGGAUCAACUUGCCUAUCGAUGGAGUUGCAAUCAUUUUGCUUCUGCUUUUCCUUGAUGUUCAUAACCCUCACACGCCGCUCAUUCAGGGCCUCCUGUCAAUCGACUAUGCGGGCACCUUUACUGUUGCGACAGCCACGGUUUGCGUCAUGCUGGGCCUACAAUUCGGCGGUGUGACUUACCCGUGGUCAUCUGUCCCGGUCAUACUUCUUCUUGUCUUUGGGAUUCUCACAUUCGGAUUGUUUAUCUUCACCCAGUGGAAAAUCUCCCCUUCUCCCACUAUCCCAUUACGGAUAUUCUCCAACCGCUCGAACUUCUCCGCCCUUGGCGUUUGCUUUUUCGAUGCCAUCGUCUUUAACUCGGUGGCGUACUUCCUCCCCUUAUACUUCCAACUCGUUCUCCGCCAAGGUCCUCUUGCGUCUGGGCUCCUCAUGCUUUCUCUUGCGAUCCCGCUAUCAGUCAUAUCCGCCGCAUCUGGCUUCCUAAUGCAGCGUACUGGUCGAUACCUAGAACUUCUCCGUUCUGGAAUGGCGCUGAUGACUUUGGGCGUUGGACUAUUCAUAUCCUUCCCUGGACACUUCGAUUGGGCGAAAGUGAUCGUCUUCCUGAUUGUUGUUGGCAUUGGGUUCGGUCCUAACUUUCACGCGCCAUUGAUUGCCUUGCAUUCAAGAUUGGAGGAGAGAGAUAUUGCGGCAGGGACAAGCACAUUUGGGUUUGUCCGCAUGUUAGCGGGAGCGAUGGGCAUCGUCCUCGGUCAAGUGCUCUUCGCUGGCCAAAUGGGUAGACGGGCAAUAACGCUGCUGAUGUCUGAGGUGGGAUUGAAUCCCCUCGUUGUUAGCGAUUUAACAAAAGGCUCUGCUAUCACCCAGAUCGAGGCAAUCAAGAAGCUCGAGAGGCCUCAGCAAGACUUCGUGGCGAAACAGCUUGCUGGAAGCAUGAGCAUGAUGUGGGUUCUUUACUGCGUUUUCAGUGCGGUCGGCUUGAUCAUUAGCUUCGGUAUUGGUAAAUACACGAUGCAGAAAGAAAAGGACACGAUCAGGUUGGGCGAGGGAUCCAGUGCUGAAACAGUUGGCAAGACUGAGGGCAAUGAUGAAGAGAGUCGGUAAAAAAGUGGACGUGCCCUAGGCUCAGAGGCAUGGUUUUGUUGCUGUUCGGUUCUGGAAGGCAUUUCCCCUGAUGUAUAAAAUUAUGGCUGAUGAACUUGGAAUGAGGAACCUCUGGACUUGGGACGGACAGAAACUAAGGGAACAGGUUGGAGUUGGAAGAAUCACAAAACGGGGGCCUUGUUUCUUUGGUAUGGGAAGCAAACACAAGG